Messenger RNA from Plodia interpunctella (Indianmeal moth), 3682 nucleotides. RefSeq names its product Suppressor of variegation 2-10 (gene Su(var)2-10). The transcript has 13 exons. Bases 189 to 2030 code for a protein of 613 amino acids. Gene Ontology annotation, molecular function: SUMO ligase activity; transcription coregulator activity; zinc ion binding. The record is from RefSeq and is a predicted model, not a curated record. Lineage: Eukaryota; Metazoa; Arthropoda; Insecta; Lepidoptera; Pyralidae. Gene Ontology annotation, biological process: regulation of transcription by RNA polymerase II; protein sumoylation. Gene Ontology annotation, cellular component: chromatin.
CUGCUGUCGUACAAGCAUGACGUACAAGCGUCAAGAUAUGGCGGACGUUUAGUGAAAUAUAUUCGUAAAUGUUUAUGAAAGUGAUAAUUAAAUGUUAGUUUUAAUAUUUAAAUAACUGUUAAUAUGAGUAGAUAUUACGAUUACGGUAACGCGAUAUCAUGUUGACAUGAGUCGGUCGCACGUCAACAAUGGUUAAAACACGGUCUUCAGCGAGGGUAGGGAAUGCGGCUUCGAGCGCUCCCGCUGAGAAUGGGACUUCCGAACUUAGAACACGGCUCAAAACCACAGAGAACGGACACCGCUCGCAAAAGAGCAGCAGUAACAAUAGGAACAAUCAGGCCUUGCCGUCAAGCGGGGCGGGGCACGGCGCGGGGUCGCAGGGCAAGGACCCUCUGGCGCCCGCGUUGCCCGGCUCCCGCAACAUGUACCAGCACCCCGCCGUCACUGGGUACAAUCCUCAGGACUCCAGGGCGCAGGGCAUGUCCGUCACUGCGCGGCAGAACGCGAUGUACGCGGGCAGCAUGUACCACGGGUACGCGCACGGCGGCGCCGGCGCCACACUCGCGUCCAUGCCGGCGCCCUCCCCCACCGCGCCCCUGACGCCCUUUCCCGUGCAUCCUGAUGUUAAAUUUAAAAAACUUCCCUUCUACGACGUGCUGGCCGAGCUGAUGAAGCCGUCGACCAUGAUGCCGAUGCAGGCGGGCCGCAUGCAGGAAGGCACCUACAUAUUUCACUUGACGCCACAGCAGGCCACGGAAAUCGCCUCGGGCAAGGACAUAGUCGGGGCCAGCAAUAAGCUAGAUUACGUCGUACAGGCGCAACUGAGAUUUUGUCUCCUGGAGACGUCGUGUGAGCAGGAAGACUACUUCCCACCUAGUGUUAAUGUUAAAGUAAACAAUAAGAUGUGUCCACUACCAAAUCCAAUCCCAACAAACAAACCAACACCAGAACCAAAGCGGCCACCUCGGCCAGUCAACAUAUCUUCCCUGGUGAAGCUCUCACCGACUGUAGCGAACACAAUCCACGUCUCGUGGGCGUCGGACUUCACACGGGCCUACGUUCUAAGUGUCUUCAUGGUCCGGAAGCUGACCUCAGCGGAGCUGCUGCAGAGGUUGAAAAACAAAGGAACCAAGAACCCGGAUUAUACUCGGUCGUUGAUCAAAGAAAAGUUAUCAGAAGACUACGACAGCGAAAUCGCAACAACUUCUCUUCGCGUCUCCCUCAUGUGUCCCCUCGGGAAAAUGCGAAUGUCGUGUCCGUGUCGGCCGGCGAAUUGCCCGCAUCUGCAGUGUUUUGAUGCGUCGCUUUUCUUGCAAAUGAAUGAACGGAAACCCACGUGGCUGUGUCCCGUGUGUGACCGCCCAGCUCCUUAUGACUCCCUGGUAGUCGACGGGUACUUCCAAGAGGUGCUGACGUCGCCGCGGCUGUCGGAGUGCAACGAGAUCCAGCUGCACGCGGACGGCAGCUGGUCGGCGCACACGCCGCCGCCGCGCGCGCCCGCCGUCGCCGCGCCCGCCGCCGAGCCCGUCACGCUCAUCGCCGACGACCUGGAAGUGAUACCAGUACCAGAAGGCGGCAACGGCGGCGGCAAACGGGCGGCCGUCGGCGAAGCGCGGGCGCCGAAGCCGGCGGAGGCGGUCGUCGACCUCACCUCGGACUCCGAGGACGAGUUGCCGCUCAAGAGGAAGGUGCCGCAGCCGAAGGCCACGCCGCCGGCACCCGAGUCCUCCAUCAAGACGGACGAUGGAUAUUCUUCUAAUGCGGAAGCCGUGUCGUCUAGCGGCUACCGGUCGCCGGCGGCCGGGCCGGGCUCCGGCGCCGUGAUCUCGCUGGACAGCCCGUCCCCGCCCGCGCCGCACUCGCCGCACUCGCCGCACUCGCCGCGCCGCAACGACGACGACCACGCCGACAGGCAGAACGAGAGAUGUACAAGCAACACCAGUGAGCGCGAUGACAGCGAUGCGGCGGCGGCGCACUGGCAGCCGUACGCUGAGACUGAUGCCAAUAUGGAAAACUAUAGAAGAUACUGACUACGGGAGAAGAGUGGUCGCCCCUCUUACGUCAGCGGCCAUUCUUCCGAAGACGAUCAAGAACCUAACUACCCCGAGGUGCCGCUGCUUCCGCCUUGAGAGACCAGCCAUUAUAGUGACGAAUUCAAAAAUGGCGGGAUAUUUUACAUUUUUUAAUGCAGACGGCUUUCGAAAUCAUGCAGUAAACCCGAUAUACAUAUACAAGUAAAACGCGCAAGGAGCUGACAUGUGCAAUGAUUUUGACAUGCUUGUAUAUACAGUGGCACGUGCCAGUAGCUGGAAUGCAUGAUCAUCAUCAUCUGCAGCCCUCCGUGACCCACUGCUGGGCAUAGGCCUUCCGUCUACGCCAACCACUUCUCUCAAUGGCAGGUGUACAUUUACUAGUAUAUGUAUUUCCGCUGAUAGAUCUGAAAAAGCAAAAUUCACAAUUUGAGUCGAAACUGAUUCUUAGUUACCAUAAUCUUUAUUUAACCAUAAUUAAAAACAUUUUGGGAGUUGUAUCGGCUCAUUAGAAGAAACAAAGCAGCAAUGUUGUAUGCCUGAUUAAUAUUUUGCACGCCAUUUUUUAUUCGUUUCUCGUAUGGCGCGUUGUAACGUCUAAUAUGGUGUCGGCGGCCAGUAUUUACAAAUGAUUGAUCUGCAGUGUAUGUAGUUAAUAUGUAAUAAUUAAGCUACAGCUGCCCAUUUAAACGCAGCAUUUACUGUGUUGCGUUAUCUUUCCAAUUCCCCCAAAUGUAGAUGAAAAUAGGAGUCGAAUUAUUAGGUAUAUUUUACAAGCAACAUAUUUUCCUUUAAUCGUGUAAAAAAAUCACUAGACAAGCUAAUGCGCUUAAAAUGAUACUGAAUUCCUGAUCUUGUCAAAAUAUCUUCUUUUUCAUGAUAGAUCCAAGUCAAGAUUUGGCUGCGAUGAUUUUCAAGCUUUUUGCUCAUGGAUGGUCGUGUUAAAAAUGUCUACACAAAUCCAAAUAUUAUAUACCAUCAGAGUGACUACUACUAUCUUAGUGAUGUGAACACCUGCUGCAAAUCAGUGAUAAUAUUCUAAAGGGACUGCAAUGAACUGUUCCAGAAUAUACUUUUCUAGGACCUAGGAUAUUGUUUAUUUUAAUGUGAAUUUAUUCACUAAGUUAGAUUGUAGUUAAAUUCCGGAUCUAUUUAAUUUGAACACAAGUUAGGAUUAUAUUUCGUUUGGUGGUGAAUGACCCGCCGAUUUUUUUGUGUCUCUGUAUUCAUUUCCCAAAAAUAUUUUUUAUGUUACGUACGAAAUUAUUGUAAUAUUUCAGUACCUAAUAAAUAAGUUUACAGAAAUCAGUUAAGUGAUAGAUUAAAUACGUGAAAAUAAGCACGAUAAAAAAAUUCUCUAUGACUCAGCUAAUACCGCGAAUGUACAGAUGAAAUUGCUGUUCUAAACUCUGGAAUCUAAUUUAUUUAUAUGUAAGGUGUAGGUUAAUAAAACUAAUUGUAGGCCAAAUAGUCAAAAUUGUAAUUCUAGCUGUCUUUGUUUAGAUUUUAUAUGGACCGCGACAAAAUGAGUCUUCAGGAACGUAUUCCUAAUGAUUUUGAGUAUUUAGUCGUUAGAGUCACCAUUGCGAUACGGCCACUCUUCCAAACACGUUCGUCGAUGUAAGAAGUAACAAUAAAUGUAAAUAUGCUCA